AUGGAGGAACCUCAAACGUCCUGGCAAGAUUCAAACGAUGUCCUCCAAGGCAUCAUGGUCGGCCAAGAUACCCACCACUCGGAGAUCGAUUUCAGACCAAGCCUCGGUAUGGACUCAUCCAACUCCCUCCUCGACCUCCACCUCAACACCGACCUCGGUCUGGACAACACCCACGCCAACCAGUCCGCCUUUCUAGGCCCCUGGCCCUCUGCUUCUUCGCAAAGCUUUUAUUACCCGCACUAUCCUGCCCGAAUGACCGGCGGCCAGGAUGCGUGGAACCCGCUGCAGGUCACCGGGGUUCCGGACCCGAACCCGUCCACCAUGUCCCACAUGAAUGUCUCGGGCGGGGAAGACUAUGCUUUCCAGAAGCCGCAUUAUCGGACGCCCUCUGAUAGUGGGAGUCAGUGUAUGGGGAGCUUUGUUUCGGAUUCCGGGUAUGGGAGUAAUGCGACGCAGUCCGUUGUUGCGUCUUCGUAUGGGCUGGAUUCGAGUCCGCAUCUUGGUGGGAAGGAGCAUGGGUUUGCGGAGUCUGGGUCGUUCUUUGAGCAGGGUGGGGCCAAUGUUUUUGUCAGGGAUUAUGGGGAACAGUCGUUUGAGUCGGUGCGGUGUGAUGAUCCGGGCUGUUCGUGGAUCGGGAAGUGUCCUUCUGAUAAGAGAAAACAUGAGGCUCGACAUCGGAAGCUGUUCAAGUGUGAUGAGCCCAACUGUCCUCGCAAAGAAGGCUUUGGCACCAUCAACGAUCUCGCCCGUCACAAGAAGUGCGUUCAUAAUAAGGAGCCUGAGCGGGGCCCGAAGAUGAUGUACCUCUGUUUCGGGAAGAACUGUCCCCGUCCUAACAAGCGAUGGCCCCGUCUGGAUAAUUUCAAGCAACAUCUCAGCCGUAUGCACCACGACGAAAAUGCCGAGGCGUUGUUGAAAAAGUCUAUGGACUGGUACGAGAGCAUCACGGGCCACCGAGGCCAAAAGCUCGAAGACUCCGUCUCACUCGAUGCCUCAACAAUGGAAACACAAGAAGAAAUAAUGUCCAUCCACUCAGCAGAAUUGGACCUCGACGCCAGCAACACCUAUCACAACCAGGAAUCAGUAGACUUCCUCACAUCCCGCGCCCAAACGCCAAAGUCCUUCCACGUUCCACACAUGGACGCCCCAACAGGAAACCUACCCUCGCAAGCAUCCACCCUUAACGCACUGGGCCUUUCCCCCGCCCUCACAAACGAAAACCGCGAUCUAUCCACAGAACGCAGCACCCCCAACCCAGAGACAUUCGUCGCCGACGCCGCGGACAACUUGAUCAACGCCAUGACCAAAAAAAUGAAUAACCGCGCCCGACGACCAAGUCACCACAGCGACGAGGGAAUCGAGCUGGAAGAGAAUCCGAACCUCUCCAUCCCGCAACGCCAGAUGCUACAGAAAGUUCUCCUCGCCGCCCUGGAGCGACUAUCAGACAAUGCCUCCGCGGCUCCAGAACCAGCAGAUGAUAAGCAAGACUGGUUCCAAUGCGAUAUCUGCUCAAAGCGAACCCGCCUCCGCUGCGAAAUGAAAAAACACCAAAAACGCCACGAAAGACCCUACGGUUGCACAUUCCCGCACUGCGCCAAAUCCUUCGGCAGCAAAGCCGACUGGAAACGCCACGAAAGCUCUCAACAUCUGCACGUCGCCAGCUGGCUCUGCGCCAGACACGACCCCUCGAAGAAUGGCGCCUGCGGCCGGGUCUUCUACCGCGAGGAAACAUACGUGCAGCACCUAGGUCAGCAGCAUCGACUCCCCAAGACGCGCGUGCGGAGCGCGCUACUGUCGACGCGACUGGAUCUUGCCGGUCAGUCGUCGUAUUGGUGUGGGUUCUGUCGAAGGGAAGUUCCGCUGACUUCAGCGGGGGCAGCUGCGCUUGAUGAGAGGUUCAAUCAUAUUGAUUCGGAGCAUUUCAAGAAGGGGGAGCGUGGGGUGGAUUGGUGUUUUUCUUUUCAAGGGGUGGAUGUUGCCAAUGCGAGUAAUCAGGUGGUGGAGCAGGGGAUGGAGGGGAGGAGAAAGAGGAGGUGUUCUGGGUUGUGA
Messenger RNA from Penicillium argentinense, 2049 nucleotides. Its product is annotated as putative C2H2 finger domain protein. The coding region runs from base 1 to 2049 and encodes 682 amino acids. The transcript is spliced from 5 exons. Gene Ontology annotation, molecular function: DNA-binding transcription factor activity; RNA polymerase II cis-regulatory region sequence-specific DNA binding. The record is from RefSeq and is a predicted model, not a curated record. Gene Ontology annotation, biological process: regulation of transcription by RNA polymerase II. Lineage: Eukaryota; Fungi; Ascomycota; Eurotiomycetes; Eurotiales; Aspergillaceae.